CAAACUGUUCAACUUCAAAACGAAAGUAAAAUCCAGACUGAGUAGAAAACUAUCAACAUGGAGAAGUCAAGAGUAAAAAUUUAGAUCUAUGAUACAAUUAGGCAUAACUAGGCUAAUAUUCGUUGUUUAUACCAGCCUGGUUGUGUUCACCUUCAUCGUGUUCAUGGAAUAAUUCUAAAGGUGCUCAUAUAGGAAUUGGACUGCUAUCUGAUGGAUUGGCAUUACUCUGUUUUUUGGAUUGUCCUUAUUUUAAAGUUUACCUUGGGUGAGCACUGUAAUGAGACAUUAAAUACAGUGAGAAAUGUUUCUUCUUGUCCACUCAAUAAAGAAGAAUGGCAGGCUGCAGCAAAGAGAAUGGACUGCAGCAAGAUAAAGAUGACUAAAAACUGUGAAAAUGUCACAUACCACUGCUUACGACAUGCAGUUACUAAAAAAAUGGUGGAAGUAUGCACAGUUCCUAGAAAUUUGAAGGGAUUCUGUCCACAUUUUUAUGAAGAUCAACCAUAUGUGAGAGAUGAUUAUAAGAGGGAUUGCAGCAGUAGCAGCAUGUGUCUCCCAUUUUAUAGUUCAAAAGAUGCUUAUAACUAUUCAGCUUGUUAUAAUACUAGCAUUCCAACAACUAUUUCUUCUUCUGAUGUAUUAAAACCAACAAGUGUCACCACAGUUCAAAAUAUACAUGUAUCAGCUGAUGGAAUCUCUAAAGAAACAGGGAAGAGUAACAACACAUGGAUAUGGAUUUUACUUGUUGUUAUAUUCUUACUGAUAGUGGUGGUAUACAUUAUUGCUGUGGCUUGGGUGACAAAAAGUAAAAGAAAAUCUGUAAGGGAAGCAUUAUGUCUCCAUCAGCAUAUCUUCGAAGGUAAGGCUUUGAGUUUGACUUUUAGCUCACCUGAACUGAAAGUUCGAGCGAGCUUUUCUGAUCACCUGUUUAUUUAUCUGUCUGUCCAGCUGUCCAUUCAUCAAUAAAGUUUUCACAUGUUUAACCAUGUUUAACUUCUU
Messenger RNA from Saccostrea cuccullata (small rock oyster), 999 nucleotides. RefSeq lists its product as uncharacterized. The transcript is spliced from 6 exons. The record is from RefSeq and is a predicted model, not a curated record. Lineage: Eukaryota; Metazoa; Mollusca; Bivalvia; Ostreida; Ostreidae. The coding region runs from base 211 to 966 and encodes 251 amino acids.